Leptinotarsa decemlineata (Colorado potato beetle) is the source of this 1104-nucleotide messenger RNA. RefSeq names its product small ribosomal subunit protein mS39. Lineage: Eukaryota; Metazoa; Arthropoda; Insecta; Coleoptera; Chrysomelidae. Gene Ontology annotation, biological process: mitochondrial translation. Gene Ontology annotation, cellular component: mitochondrion. Gene Ontology annotation, molecular function: rRNA binding; ribosomal small subunit binding; protein binding. The record is from RefSeq and is a predicted model, not a curated record.
UUACGGGAGAACUUCUCGGAAACAUAAUGAUGCUAGUUUUAAGAAACAACGAUUUUGACAAAGCAUCUAUUUUGAUGGACAAAUUAGACAAAGGCCAUCAAACUAUCGUGGGACUGCCAAAGUUCGAGGCUCUGUCUUUGUUUAUCGAUCAGUGUAUCGAUAACAAGACCCCUACAAAAGCUAUUGCUUGUAUUCAGUAUUGUUUGGAUUGCGGAUUUCCAGAAGUGGAUGUUCUGGCAGCCAGGCUGAAUGAAAAACUGACUCUAGACGAAAAUCACCUCAACAAUUUGGCAAAGAUUGUGGGGGGUAUUGACACUUUUGGAAAAAUUGAAAAAAUUCUUAAACUCGAUUCAGUUCGAGGUUGAUGAAAUGACAGUAACAGAAGAAGGUUAUUUAGUCUCUGCUGGCAGAUGUUUCUAUAUGUUGUUAAAAUGAACUGAUUUUAUACUACUUCAUUUUGUUUCACAAAUACCAGCAUAUCUUCAUUUGAUAAUUCCAAUAACAAAAACUGACUAGUAUCUAUUUCCUUAAUAUGGAAUGUUGAAUAUAUUUAUUUAAUACAUAUUUCUGUUGAAGGGCCGAUUUAGAGAACCUUGUCGCUGUCUUGAUUUGUCUUAAUUUUAGUCUUAAGAAAAAGUUCAAUGUGUAUGAUUCCAAAAGAGCAUUUACCCAACAUUUCACAUCUUUGUCUUUGAAUUGUGAGUUUGAAAGUUCCCAAAUUUCUUCAGCACCAAUAUAAGAACAUGGUCGAAUGGAACCCAAAAUACCAACUGUUUUGUCUGCUACUGUGGCAGACAUCAUCAUUAGCAUUGACGACAAAAACUGAUCUAAAAAUCUUUUUAGGAAUAAAAUUAUGCUUCAAAUUGACCAGUCCUAAAAAUUCUCUCUAUUCACCAAUAGAGACUAAAAUUGAUAUGAAGACUGAAACAAGGAGUAAGAUGUCUGAAUCGCCCACAAAACACAAAUUAUCAGAACUGUCACAAUAUAUUAUAAUAUUUUCUAAUGAUUCAACUAGUUCAUUAUAUCAAAAUAAUAUUCGUGAGAUCUUCAUUUGAAAUUUUACAAUCAUGUAGUAUUUGCAUUAUUAAAAUGUACAUAAGAAAA